Aspergillus homomorphus CBS 101889 is the source of this 1122-nucleotide messenger RNA. RefSeq lists its product as uncharacterized. Gene Ontology annotation, biological process: tRNA wobble position uridine thiolation. NCBI's taxonomy places the organism in Eukaryota, Fungi, Ascomycota, Eurotiomycetes, Eurotiales, Aspergillaceae. Gene Ontology annotation, molecular function: sulfurtransferase activity; tRNA binding. Bases 1 to 1122 code for a protein of 373 amino acids. The record is from RefSeq and is a predicted model, not a curated record. Gene Ontology annotation, cellular component: cytosol. The transcript is spliced from 2 exons.
AUGCCGGGCAAGGAAAUUCCAGAAUCCUGCAUGAACUGCCGCGAAGCGCAGCCUGCCUUCAUCCUGCGCGGCCGUCAUGUCUGUCAAGCCUGCUAUGUACGCUUCGUGAACUACAAGCCAUUCAAACGCACGGAAAACUAUCGCCUUAGGAAGAAUAUGCCACAAGAUGAACCCUGCAGACUAUUACUCCCACUUUCCUAUGGCCUGUCGUCUACGGUCUUGCUGCAUAUGUUGCAUGAGCAAAUUGAAGUUAUGCGCCUCAAGACGCAUGGUCCUAAGGGCUUUGAGCUUCUCGUCCUUACAAUCGAUCCCUCGACUAUUUCCUCUAUACCUGCGCAUGAUGAAGCUUUUGAGACUGCCGAGAAACUCUUUCCUCACUGCUCCUUUACGACCAUUCCGUUCUACAGCAUUUUCGAUUUUGAUCCCAGCAUUGGCGAAGUUAUGUCUCAAUAUGCGAAUGCGAGUUUCCAGGAUCAAGCUUCGUUGUCUAAUCAGGAACGCCUAGAAGCUUUCCGUGCAUCUAUCUCAACCGCGACUUCAAGAGCUGACGUCGACAACAUCCUUAUCAAUCGACUUAUUGUCGCCUUUGCGAAGAAGAUGGAGUGUCGAGGCAUAAUGUGGGGGGAUUCCGACAGCAAGCUGGCUGCCAAGACACUCGCAAAUGUUGCAAAGGGUCGCGGCUCUUCGGUGACUUGGCAGGUGUGCGAUGGCAUGUCUCCUUAUGGUCUCGAAUACAAUUUUCCUCUUCGGGACUUGUUCACUGUUGAAUUGCACAACUAUGCUAGCUUCUUCCCCGAACUUGCUGACCUCAUUAUUCCCCAUCAGCCGACUUCGGAGAAUACGCUUACAAAGAAUCUGUCAAUCGACGAGCUGAUGGUCCGUUAUGUCACUACACAGGGCGAGAAAUACCCUGGUGUUAUGUUGAACGUAACUAGAACAGCAAGCAAACUCCAAUCAUCCAGCACGCGUUCGGCGGAAUAUCAAUGCAAUCUUUGCGGGGCUCUCAUGUCUAAUAAGGAUGCAGCUUCAACCACGCCACAGGCCACAGGCCUUCACUCGGACAGCCUGACUCCCAGGAUAUGUUAUGCGUGUGCUCGAUCCCGGCCCGAGCUAAGUUGCUAA